GAAUGAAAGGUCUCCGCUGGUGUUACACUCGGCUGCCCAGCCAGGUGGAGGACGCCCUGUCUGGGGAGGAGGGUGAGGAAGAGGAAACGGAGGAGGAGACAGCCCCAGCCCCCGCUCGUGCUCCUGAAGAUCCAGCGGAGCCCCAGCGGGCAGAAGCCAGCCAGGUUCUGGGAGCCUCGGAGAUGAGGCAGAUCAGCCUCCACCUCCCCCCGAGAGUCGCUGGAUACUCCUGGAGUCUAGCCUUUUGCACGUCGAGGGACGGCUUCAGUCUGCGGAGCCUGUACAGACAGAUGGAGGGCCACAGCGGGCCGGUGCUGCUGGUGCUGAGGGACCAGGAUGGCCAGAUGUUUGGGGCCUUCUCCUCAGCUAUUCGACUCAGCCAAGGCUUCUACGGUACCGGCGAGAUGUUCCUCGUCUCCUUCUCUCCGCAGCUGAAGGUCUACAAGUGGACAGGAAACAACUCUUUCUUUGUGAAAGGAGACUUGGAUUCACUGAUGAUGGGAUGUGGCAGUGGCCACUUUGGGCUGUGGUUGGAUGGAGACUUGUAUCACGGGGGGAGCCACCCCUGUGCAACCUUCAACAACGAGGUGCUGGCCCGGCAGGAGCAGUUCUGCAUCAAGGAGCUAGAGGCCUGGGUCCUGAGCUGA
Molecule: messenger RNA, 647 nt
Organism: Lipotes vexillifer (Yangtze River dolphin)
Lineage: Eukaryota; Metazoa; Chordata; Mammalia; Artiodactyla; Lipotidae
Gene: TLDC2
Product: TBC/LysM-associated domain containing 2
Exons: 6
Coding region: 3-647 (214 amino acids)
Biological process (GO): response to oxidative stress
Cellular component (GO): nucleus
Source: RefSeq, a predicted model, not a curated record